Messenger RNA from Ostreococcus tauri, 1218 nucleotides. Its product is annotated as P-loop containing nucleoside triphosphate hydrolase. Gene Ontology annotation, cellular component: cytoplasm. The record is from RefSeq and is a predicted model, not a curated record. Gene Ontology annotation, molecular function: GTP binding; ATP binding; ATP hydrolysis activity. NCBI's taxonomy places the organism in Eukaryota, Viridiplantae, Chlorophyta, Mamiellophyceae, Mamiellales, Bathycoccaceae. Bases 1 to 1218 code for a protein of 405 amino acids. The transcript has 2 exons.
AUGCCGCCGAAGAAGAAGACGGAGGACGGCGCGUCCGAGGCGAGCGCCGCACGAUUCGGUCGAGUGCGAAAUAACCUAAAGAUGGGCAUCGUGGGAUUGCCCAACGUCGGGAAGAGCUCGCUGUUCAACCUGUUGACCCGACAGAGCAUACCGGCGGAAAACUUCCCGUUCUGUACGAUCGAACCGAACGAGGCGCGAUGCGCGGUGCCGGAUGAACGGUACGAUUAUCUGUGUAACAUGUGGAAGCCGCCGAGCAUGUAUCCGGCGUUUCUCAUGGUGACGGACAUCGCGGGUUUGGUUCGCGGUGCCUCGAGCGGGGCCGGUUUAGGGAACGCGUUCUUGAGUAAUAUCAUGGCCACCGACGGGAUUUUUCACGUCAUUCGCGCGUUUGACGAUCCCGAGGUCGUGCACGUCGACGACGAGUUGGAUCCCGUGCGAGACUUGGCGACCAUCACGGCGGAAUUGUGCUUGAAAGAUAUCGAGACGGUGAAGCGCGCGGUCUCGGACGAAGAGCGCGACGUCAAGAAAAAUCCGACGAUGAAGCUCUCGGCCCUGUUCACUUCCACGAUGGAACGCUGUCUGGAGAUGUUAGAAAAGAACCUGGCGAUUCGCACGGGGUCUUGGAACACACCAGAGGUUGAGAUGAUCAAGGAGAAGCUCCCGGCACUCUUGACCACCAAACCGAUGGUGUACCUCAUCAACCUUUCGAAGAAGGAUUACAUUCGAAAGAAGAACAAGUGGUUACCAAAGAUUCACGAGUGGAUCAAGGAACACGGCGGCGGUGUCAUGAUUCCGUGCUCAGUCGAGUACGAACAGGAGCUGUUCGACAGUUGCGGGAACGAUGCGGAAAAACGUGAGGCGUUUGAAAAGGAGAACGACGGGGCCAAAUCUGCCAUUCCAAAGAUGGUGACCCAAGGAUACAAAGAGCUCAAUCUCGUGUAUUUCUUCACCGCCGGUGAAAAGGAGGUUCGAUGCUGGACCGUGUACAACGGCGCCACCGCGCCGCAAGCCGCCGGGGUCAUUCACAGCGACUUCGAGAAGACCUUCAUCAAGGCUGAGGUCUGCGCCUUCGACGAUUUCAAAGCCAUCGCGACCAAACCCGGGAUGUCCGAGGUCAAGGAGGCUGGCAAGUAUCGCCAGGAGGGCAAAUCAUACGUCGUGCAGGACGGCGACAUCGUGCACUUCAUGGCCGGCGCCGCGACGAGCAAGAAGAAGUAG